This is a messenger RNA of Carcharodon carcharias (great white shark), 5824 nucleotides long. Its product is annotated as protein diaphanous homolog 3-like. The record is from RefSeq and is a predicted model, not a curated record. The coding region runs from base 232 to 3768 and encodes 1178 amino acids. Gene Ontology annotation, biological process: actin filament polymerization; actin cytoskeleton organization. Gene Ontology annotation, molecular function: small GTPase binding; microtubule binding; actin binding. NCBI's taxonomy places the organism in Eukaryota, Metazoa, Chordata, Chondrichthyes, Lamniformes, Lamnidae. The transcript has 28 exons. Gene Ontology annotation, cellular component: actin filament; cytoplasm.
AGGUUGGAGAAGGAAACGGGGGAAGGUUUUUUCAUUCACUUAUUUUUAUGUCUCCGGGAUUUCCCCGCGCCGAAACGGCGACGCGAGGGCAGUUGCCGCCAGAGUUUCUUUUCCCCGGAUCGGAUCAGAGAGGUUAAACAGGAUUAGACGGAGUUCACCAGGUCGGGUGCCGCUGAGGGGCUUAAACCCGGGAGGACGAUUUUCUUCAAAAUAAAAGUGAAUUAAGUAAACAUGGAGCGAUAUCACCCUCCGCGCUCCCACUCUCCCCAUUGCGGGGAGAACGAUGUCCACCGGAAAAAACUGUUCGCUGGUCCCAGUCCCUGCGAUGGUCAGGCUGCCCUUGGGCCGCAACGUGGAGAUGCGGCGAGAAGGAACAAAUUCAACUUGAAUAUCAAAACAUUGACAGAUGAUAUGCUGGACAAAUUUGCCAGUAUCCGAGUUCCAGGCAGCAGACGAGGCAGACCAGUUCUUCCAAAUCUGAAGCAUGCACAACUUUCCAGUCAUGACUGGCCUGCACAAUCGCCAGAAUAUGAAUAUUCCUCAAAGCAGCUGCCAGAGAAGGAAGUUAGUUCACUCUUUGAAAAGAUGAUGGAAGAUAUGAACUUAAAUGAAGAGCGAAAGGCUCCUCUGCGUGAGAAGGAUAUGAGUAUUAAAAGGGAAAUGGUUGUGCAAUAUAUUGGUGCAACUUCCAAUACAGGCAGUCUGAAGAACAGACAGUACACUGCUACCUUACCCCACGAGUUCAUCCAUGAACUAAAAUCAGGUGUUGCGGAUGAAAGACUCUUCAGUUCUCUGGAAUCCCUCCGGGUAUCUCUGAGCAGCAAUCCUAUCAGUUGGGUAGGAAGCUUUGGAAAUGAAGGUUUGAGCCAGCUGUUGGAUGUCCUGGAGAAAUUACUGAAUAAGAAGCACCAAGAAAAAAAUGACCGCAAGAGCCAGCAUAAAGUGAUUCAGUGUUUGAGGGCGUUUAUGAACAACAAGUAUGGAUUGGAAAGAAUCUUGGGAGAAGAACGAAGUAUAUUCUUGCUGGCCAGAGCUAUUGACCCAAGACAGCCUAACAUGAUGACAGAUGCAGUCAAGCUUCUAUCAGCAAUUUGUAUUGUUGGAGAAGAAAAUAUCCUUGAAAAUGUUUUAGAAGCCAUAACUACAGCAGGAGAACUAAGGAAAUGGGAAAGAUUCUACCCCAUUGUGGAAGGUCUACAUGACACCCCUGUUCAAUUAAAGGUGGCAUGUAUGCAACUUAUUAAUGCCCUUGUGACCACUCCUGAUGAUUUAGACUUGAGGAUACACAUACGAAAUGAGUUUGUGCGUUGUGGACUGAGAGAGAUACUGCCGGAGUUGAGAUUAAUUAAAAAUGAUGCACUGGAUAUUCAGCUGAAAGUAUUUGAUGAGCACAAAGAAGAAGAUAUGAUUGAGUUUUCACAUCGCUUAGAUGACGUUCGAUCUGAACUAGAUGAAAUUAAUGAUGUUUAUAAUAUGCUGUCUAACACAGUGAAGGGCACAGAUGCUGAAAAUUAUUUUCUAUCCAUUCUUCAACACAUGUUGUUGAUCAGGAAUGACUAUUUUGUGAGGCCACAGUAUUUCAAGAUAAUAGAAGAAUGUGUUUCCCAGAUUGUGUUACACCACAGUGGCGUCGAUCCUGACUUCACAUACCGCAAACGAUUAGAUGUAAACUUUGAUCAUCUUGUUGAUAUUUGUGUUGACAAAGCAAGAGUCGAUGAGUGUGAACAAAGGCUCUCUGAACUUACUAGAAAGUUUGAUGAAGAGUUUACAGCCCGGCAAGAAGCACAGGCCCAAAUACAGAAGAGAGAAGAAAAAAUCAAUGAGCUUGAAGCUGAAUUGCAGAAUCUCAAAGCUCAGCUUUCAGCAUUACCACCUAAUGUAAGGGCCACUGUGGCUGGCGUACAAAGCAGAGUCACACUCAACAAUUCUCCAUCUUCAACUUGUAGUGGAAUGCCACCACCGCCACUGCCUUCGCUGAUAUCUGGGCCUCUUCCUCCUCCACCACCACCACCACCUCCACCACCUCCCCCGCCACCACCAGCAACAGGGUUUAAAGGAGGACACUGGUCUCCAACUCCUCAUACGCUACCACAUGGAUUAAAACCUAAAAAAGAAUUCAAAUUAGAUAUCAACAUGAAGAGAGUCAACUGGUGUAAGAUCAGACCACUUGAAAUGCCUGAGAACUGUUUCUGGAUAGGAGCAAAUGAUGACAAAUAUGCAAACCCCGACCUGUUUGCUCGAAUUAGUUUUAUCUUUGGUGCACAGAAACGAGGCAAAAAAGAUGAGGAAUUUGAAGAGAAAAAAGAUAUCAAGAAGAGAAUUAAAGAACUUAAAGUUUUAGACCCAAAGAUCGCACAGAAUCUCUCCAUUUUUCUUGGAUCUUUUCGGAUGCCUUAUGAAGAGAUCAAAAGGAUUAUUUUGGAAGUGGAUGAAGAGCAAUUGACCGAGUCUAUAAUCCAGAACUUGGUGAGCCAUCUACCACAACAAGAGCAGAUGCUUACCUUGGCACGUUUCAAGAAUGAUUACAAUAGCCUGUCAGAACCGGAGCAAUUCGGAGUUGUGAUGAGCAAUGUCAAGAAGCUACGUCCACGGCUGAAUGCUAUUCUGUUCAAGCUUCAAUUUGAGGAACAGGUGAAUAACAUCAGACCUGAUAUUAUAGCUGUCACCACUGCAUGCGAGGAGUUAAAGAAGAGUAAGAGAUUUGGAAACCUGCUGGAGCUGGUGUUGCUAAUUGGAAACUACAUGAAUGCUGGGUCUCGAAACGCUCAAACAUAUGGCUUCAACAUCAACUUCCUGUGCAAACUAAACGAUACCAAAUCAGCCGAUCAAAAAACCACAUUCCUACAUUUCCUAGCACAAAUUUGUGAGGAAAAGUAUCCAGAUGUUUUAAAGUUUUCAGAUGAUCUGCAAAAUGUGGACAAAGCUAGCAAAGUAUGUGCAGAAAACUUGGAGAAGAACCUUAAGCAGAUGGAGAAACAGCUUCAACAGCUUGAAAAGGAUUUGGAAACUUUUCCUCCACCAGAGGACCUGCAUGACAAGUUUGUGACAAAGAUGUCCAGAUUUGCCAGUCAUGCCCAGGAAGAGUACUGUAAACUGGCCAACAUGCACAGAAACAUGGAAAAGCUGUACCAUGAUUUGAUGCGCUACUUUGUUAUCAAUCCAAAGAAAGUCACAACAGAGGAGCUUUUUAGUGAUAUCAGUAAUUUCAGGUCCAUGUUCAUGCAAGCCAUCAAAGAAAACACAAAGCGGAGGGAGGCAGAAGAAAAACUGAGAUAUGCCAAACUGGCUAAAGAGAAAGCCGAGAAAGAAAAAUGGGAUAGGCAACAAAAGAAAAGGCAUCUACUGGAGAAGAAUUCAGAGGGUGAUGAGACAGGCGUGAUGGAUAGCCUGCUAGAGGCCCUGCAGUCAGGUGCUGCAUUCAGAGACCGAAGAAAACGGACACCAAGGCCUAAAGAUACUCGACAAAGUACAAGUCCAAAUUCACAAUGGCCUGUUUUGAAGGCUUGGAACCAGGAAAAUCAAAAGGCACCAUUGGAAAGGUCUAGCCAGAAUAUCCAUUUGAACACAACAAGAAUUCCAAGUGUCAAGGAACUCAGUUACGAAACAGAGGCUCAUUCAUCUACUACAAGAAGUAAAGUUGUCAGGAAAAGGGAGGGACAUGCUGUUUUAGACAUAAGGAAGAAGGAGUUGGGAACUGUUAUUUCCAGUGCUGAGGAUGAUGCUGUUCCUGAAGUAGAAGCACUACUGGCUAGGUUACGUGCUCUGUAGACCCUAUGUUAACAUUGAGAUCUAACUAUACUUAAAAGCAGCAAAAUGUUAAAGCUGUUUUAACAUAUUGUAAUGAAUACUAUCAAAUACAAAUUUUCAAGAAUUGGUAUAAGCACUUUGUGAUUUUGGAGAUAAACCUGUAACAACAAAAUAUAAGUUUAAGGUGCAGAAGCUAUUUCCCAGUACUGGUAAAGCAAAGCAGCAAGAAUCCAUCUGCCUUGUGUGCUGCAUUUGUUUGCCCUAUUUCUAUGAGAAAUCUACUUAUCCAAAUUGACUUUGCUCUUCCUUGCUGUUUACACACACUUUAUCCCAAAAUCAGAUUAUGUAUGUAUCAAAUGUUUUCAAUUCACAAUGUAACACAUGCAGUGCAUUUGCAGAAAUCAGCAGGUUUCAAAUCAAACCAUUUGUACCCAUACUUCUCCAAUGCUUCAUAUUUUUAAUCAUUUUUACAUCAGUACGAAGAAAAUCUUGAUUCAACUGCUGCGGUUUACCAAUACAUUUUGAUUCAUAACAAGUGCAAAUUAGAUAUGGAACUAAUUUGGUGUUUGCCAUGUGAAUAGGAUUAUUUUUAUUGUUCAUACAGCUGCCAUUUUAAUUUAUAAUGGAAGGCAAUGUCUUAUUAACAGUACUGAAAUGAAACAGACACUUACCAAUAGAAACUCGGUACAAAAUAUACCUUACUCUCUUUCCAAACUAUCACAAUAAUAAUUCUACUACAGUGGAAUGUAUGCUUACCAAAUAUUGCACAGUAGAAAAUUGCUUAUGUACCAAAGAAUAUCAUAAUUUGCUUAUAUUGUUUUUAAAACAGCAUAUAUUAUUUGUAGACCUAUGUAGUUUUCUCUAACAUGUUUCUGUAUGUACAUACACAUAUAUUAUAUAUUCUUUCUAUUCGUUGUCAUAUUCAUUGAUUGUUGGAGCGGAGUUUUAUUUUGGUGAUUUUUACAGUGCUUUUAUCCUCUGUGUGCUCCAGUCAGAUAGAGUGAAAGAUGCUGCUUACCAUCAUUGUAUAAACACUUUUGGCAUCAAUUAUUAUUUAAUGUAUAAUCUUUACAAUUUGUUGGCCAUAUUUUCAGAGCAUUCUCCUCUUUGCGUUAUAUCUAAAUAUGCAGACUGAAUUCCAAUUAUUUUUCUUCAGAUUCUUCUCAUGUCCCUUGUGAUUUUGCAUAACAGGUAUAUUAUUCUUCAUUGCAAGUGGGUUGCCCAUCCCUCCCUAAACUGUCAACUCACCUUGAUUUGACUCGCAUCCACUUUUCAGGAAUUAAUGGGAACAAAGUACCUUGUGAAUGCUAUAGAAAGUAAUUGGUGAUCAAAUAAUGUAUAGCAGAUAGGUAUAGAAGUCCAUUUUUGGUUUUGGGUUUGUUUGUGAGCAGUUGGUAUACUUGAACUAACAUGGGACCACAUACAUUCAUAUAAAAUUCUGUCUGAUCAUUCAAUAUUUUACUUGUAAAUAUUACCAGCAAAUCAAUUCAUAACUUAAAUCUGUUUAAAAAUGUUAGUGUGUUAUCUGGGAAAUUAUGCAAUUAUUUCUGUAAUGGGCAUUACAAACAAGUAACUUCACAUGGAAAUUUAAUAUUUGCAAAUUAUCUAAACACUCCUUAGAAUCCAUUCAUGCAUGCAUUAAAAAGGUCCCAUGUGUGAAAUUUGUAUCUAUGUCACUGUAGAACAAACAUAUUUUCAGAACCUAAAACGUUAAGUAUAUUGCUGUUUUUUUUAUUAUACCUAAUGCUUUGAUUUCCUGUCUCUCAAUUGCUAAAAGCAAUAGUUAGUAGGUAAUUCAGAAUAAGAGACAAGGCACAUUAUGUAGGGUUAAAAUAUUUCUAUAAUAAAAAUGUGAGUUAUACAGAAAUAAUUUAUUUGUUCCUUUUGACAGAGUGAUUACAAAAAAAUAUAAACCAGAUUGGUUCCAGUUAUUCAAAUCAAGUCAUACACCGUUGUGACCUGGAAUUAUACCAUCAUUCCUUUGCUGUUACUGGGUCAAAAUCCUGGAACUCACUUAGCCAUGAAACCCACAUCACAUGAACAAAUAAGUGAAUAAAAAAUUCAAAUGAUUGAGUUA